Molecule: messenger RNA, 1626 nt
Organism: Anopheles coustani
Lineage: Eukaryota; Metazoa; Arthropoda; Insecta; Diptera; Culicidae
Product: synaptotagmin-5
Exons: 6
Coding region: 1-1626 (541 amino acids)
Biological process (GO): cellular response to calcium ion; regulation of dopamine secretion; calcium-ion regulated exocytosis
Molecular function (GO): syntaxin binding; calcium ion binding; clathrin binding
Source: RefSeq, a predicted model, not a curated record
AUGGUGUUCGUGAGCUCGGCCGUGCUGGGGGCGGCCGCCGGCACCGGUCUGGCCCUGCUGGUGGCCGUCACGAUCGUGAUGUACCGGUACUACGUGGUGCGCCGGAAGGGCAAGGAGUGGGCCGAGCUGGACCGGCUCGAGGAGAAGAAGGCGGCCCGGAAGAUCAACCUGCAAGACUGCAACGUGACGAGUGGCUCGGUGCCGGUGCAGCCGGCCAGCAGCGUGGUUCAUCAUUCGAUUAGCUCGGAAACGCUGGCGACCGGCCCGGUCGAGGUUACGCCGAGCCCGCUUCAGCCGGGUCUGCCCGACCGGUCGGCCAAGAAGACGUACGGGACGGGUGGAGCGGCUGACACACGCGGAGGUUCCGGUUCCAGGCCACCACAUCCUCACGCCGCCGCUUCCUCCUCGCGCAACAACAGCAUGGAAAGCGUCCAUUCCCGGAGCUCGAGCUACCGCGAGUGCAUGCCGAAAUUUAUGACACACGCCAACAGCGACACGCGUUCCACGGCAUCCGAUAAUUUGAUUUUGAGGAAAACUUCACGCUCGCCGAGUCCAAUGCGCACAUUCAGCCUGGAAGGACGUUUCCCUAUCGGUUCCGGUUCCGGCGGACCAGGGGAAGGUACGGAACGAGGCAGCAAGGUCAGCCUGGCGUCGGUCGUAAGUGUCAAUCCGCGCGACAUCAACUCGCCGAAGAAGCGCAACAGCACCUUCUCGGGUGUGUCCAUGUCGAGCGAAUCGGGCGUCCCGGACAGCCCAAUCGGUUCCAUCCGGUCAUCCGACAGCACCCGCUCUCCCCGACGCCGCGUCCCCGUCAUCCUGGCCGCGAAUGACAUCCACUCCGUACUGGGUCGGUUCCACUUGCGGCUGAAGUACGAUGGCGCGAAGGAGGAACUGAUGGUGCAUCUGGUCGAAGCGCACGAUCUUACGCCCGGCGGGAAUGCCAGCUUCCGCGAUCCGUACGUGAAGAUGUACCUGGAGCCGGACGACGAACAGCGGACGCAGCAGACGGCGGUACAUCGCACCGAAACGCAUCCGUACUUCGACCAGCAGCUUUCCUUCCCGCUGAAGCCACGGAAUUUGGUGAAGAGCAACUUUGUCCUGCAGCUUCUCGAUUACGAUCGCUUCUCGCACGACGAGGUCGUCGGGGAGAUCCGGUUCCUGCUUAACACGCUCGACCUGUCCGGGUGCGAGCUGUGGGGUGAUCUGAUCGCCGUCCGGAAGCCCUCGGAGACGACGACCGAGCUGCUGAUUUCCCUCAGCUAUCUGCCCCAGGCCGAGCGGCUGACGGUGGUUGUGAUGAAGGCGAAAAACCUCACCAUCUCCCACGAACCUUUUGUGAAGCUGUACCUCCUGGUGAACGAUAAGCGCACCAAAAAGCGUAAAACCAGCGCCAUCCGGGCGCUCGAUCCGACCAAUCCGAUCUGGAACGAAGCGUUUACGUUCGAGCUGCCGUCCUCGCAGUUGCAGGACGCCGGCGUGGAGCUGUUCGUGACAUCGAACGAGGGCGAAGGGCAGGAUCUCGGUUGCGGGGUCGGUCUGCGCGAGGGCGGUACCGGCACGCAGCACUGGCAGGAUCUGAUGCAGAACAACCGGAAACCCAUCGCCAUGUGGCACGUUCUGCGAUAA